Molecule: messenger RNA, 1086 nt
Organism: Penicillium digitatum Pd1
Lineage: Eukaryota; Fungi; Ascomycota; Eurotiomycetes; Eurotiales; Aspergillaceae
Source: RefSeq, a predicted model, not a curated record
AUGGCAACGUUUGUCAUGCAAUCCCUGGGCUGUGAAGUCGCCGCCUUGAACACGGUCCACUUCAGUACGUUGCAACCCGGCCGUCUCAAUCCGAACCCUGACUCACAGGCAAUUGCAGGUAACCACACAGGCUACCGCCAAUUCAAGGGAACUCGUGCCACCGCACAGGAAAUUUCAGACCUUUACCAGGGGUUGUGCCAGAGUAACCUCACGGACUUCGAUGUCAUGCUAUCCGGCUACGCCCCGAGUGCAGCAGCCGUGGAAUCAGUGGGCACCAUCGGCAUUGACCUGCAAGAGAAAGCAGAGAAGAAGCCCGGGUCAUUUUUCUGGGUCCUGGACCCAGUCAUGGGCGACCAAGGCCGACUCUAUGUCAACGACGACGUAGUCCCCGCAUACAAAAAAAUCAUCCCUUUUGCGGAUUUGAUUUUACCUAACCAGUUUGAAGCCGAGACCCUCUCCGGCGUCAAAAUAACCUCACUAGAAACCCUCGCUUCGGCUGUAACGGCCAUCCACAGGCUCUACUCGGUGCCGCACGUGAUAAUCACCUCAGUGCAACUCUUCAAACUCUCCCAAUCAGGCUCAACCCCACCCCCACCAGAAAACUUCCUAACAGUCAUCGGCUCAACCACUCGCUCCGACGGGUCACCGCGACUAUUCCGCGUCGACGUCCCAGCGCUGGACUGCUUCUUCAGCGGGACGGGCGAUAUGUUCGCAGCGCUGACCGUCGCGCGUCUAAGCGAGGCCGUUUCUGCAGUGGAUGGGUUGCGCACGACCAAGUCGUGGGUUUCGCCCGACGACGUUGCGGCUACGGAUUUGCCGCUGGCUAGUUCGACGGUCAAGGUUCUGUCCAGUAUGCAUAGUGUUCUGGAGCGGACGCUGGAGAGUCGGGAUGCGGAGCUGGCGGUUGCUGUUCCUGCGUUGGAUGGAAAGGCGUCAGCGGUGGAAUUGCAAAAGAGAGAUUAUUUGCGCAGAACGAAGGCUGCCGAGGUUAGACUUGUGAGGAAUACGCGGGUUUUGCGAGAUCCGAAGAUUCUGUUUGAGGUGCAGGAUUGGAAGAAGGAGGAUCUUCCUAAGGAUCUGCGCUAG